AUGUCUGGAUUAUUAUCAUAUGUGCUUGGCGGCAACCGGGAAGCUGAAGCCAUCAGCUUUCCCGCAGUGGAAGUGCAUCGUAUAGAAACUAACCCCGAUCGCAGGGCGCGUUCGCUCAAGCAUCUCCUCAAGGCCAAUCAUGUCAACUACUCUGUCGUCUAUAACCAGCUUCGUUUCGAUAAUCACAAUGCCCACAUUUUGAGUUCGGCAUAUUUACUCGGUGCCACACCGAGUCGGCUCCACGAUAUCUACGAGGAACAGGUCAAGGAAUUGGAGGCUUGGACGCCGUCUCCGGCGGAAUUGAUUGACAAUGACUGGGUCGACUUUUUGGGAGACAGGCGCUAUCAAAGAGCAUACGUUGAUUUCUUCGAGGACAAGCUGGCCAUGGAAUACGCCUAUGACUGGAAGAAGGUGGUUGAGCACUAUCUCUUCUCGUCCGAAAAGCCGUUGGUGCAUGGUUUAAUCUGCGGCCUUGGCCACCCUCUUAUUCACCUCGGAUAUGCGUAUGAAAUGGACAGCAAAGAGAUCGCAAUGGAGGCUCUGACUUUGGCGUCAGUACAGCACAAUUUUCUUUACAAGUACAGCGCCGACACAUCCUAUACGAGACCAUCGUCUGACAUGACCAACUCGGUUCAUGAUCUGCUUGUACGCAUAUCCAAUGACGAAAAGUUCGACAAUCUCCCGACAGAUGUUGAUUUUGGAAGCCUUGAGAGCAUGUUCACCAGUCACGAGGACCUGAUAUUGGAGUACUGGAAUGCCUGGGUCAUCUCUAACCCGGUCGAGGAUUUUGCAUCAUCGCAGAAAGCUUCCGUCGCUCUUUUUGUUACAUCCGUUGACCCUAAAUCACAUAAUUACAACUUCUUCAUUGUUCAUUUACUUACAACCAGCUAUGCGGUGAGAGUCCUGUUACCAUUCUUUCCAGCCGAGUAUCACGUCAGUCUAGUGAGGCAGUGGUGGCUCUUGGUUAUCGCAGUCUUUGUCUUGAAGGGGAGGCCGUGUCCGAAUCCCGAAAACAUGGACAAAGACUGCAGUGGCCGUGAUUGGAAGUAUGUCCAGGACAAGGCUCUAAGCUCCAAAUUUUCGGCUGAUGCGCAUUUUGUCAAGGCCAUUCGAGCAAUGAGGGAUAUUGGUAGGCUUUGGGGGGGUGAGGAUGGGUUUUAUCUCCGGGCAGCCGCAACGUUUGUGGACAAUUUUCAUGGAUGGAGUUUCUAG
Metarhizium album ARSEF 1941 is the source of this 1212-nucleotide messenger RNA. RefSeq names its product MGS207 protein. Lineage: Eukaryota; Fungi; Ascomycota; Sordariomycetes; Hypocreales; Clavicipitaceae. The coding region runs from base 1 to 1212 and encodes 403 amino acids. Gene Ontology annotation, molecular function: oxidoreductase activity. The transcript has 3 exons. The record is from RefSeq and is a predicted model, not a curated record.